GAAAAUUUAUCAUAAUUUCAGUUUGACAAAUAAACUGAUAAAUGAUGAUUUUUUAUCAGUAUGAUGGGGGCAUGCAGACUGUGUCAAAGAAUUAGAAAGAAGUUGUUAUCUACAGCCAAGACUGCCUUGUCACUACCAGUGUGACCUUGGUUGUGCGUUGUGAUAGUGGUUUUAAUGAUGACCACUCAUAGACUGGUUUUCAAAGGUGUGUGUCUGUCAGUGAACAUUUAUGGCAAAAGGUAACCAGUCUGGGAUGGAAAAGCCCAUUUUAAAGGGUUACUGCCCCUGUAGUUGUGUUGGGAAGUGGGUAAAUGUUUCCCCGAGCCCGGCAUCCUGGGAGAGCUUGGGUGAUGCGUGUCACGAUAUCUGGCGGUGCUUGAACACCCCGGGAUCUGCGGACCAGAGGCUCGUCAUACAGCUUUCCUUGCCUUGUUCCACGCAUGUCCGCAUUGACAUUGACAAUGUGAAAGCCGCAGGGGUGUUGUGUGUACUCGGCAUCAGUUUUGGAAUUGGUACAUACGUUCUCUACAAAAUCUAUGACCGUUUCUUCCGACCUAAGUUCCGACGCAAGCCCCCGCCCCGAAGCGAUGACGACAUUAUCAAGGAGAGUGAGGCUGAGAUGGGGAACCAGGAGUCCUCACUGGCGGACAUCCCUGUCUACUACCGAGCCGGCAUCGGGGUUUCUCUCUACCAGCCCCCACACUCCCCCAGUCUGCGCAACCGUAAGACCCACCCCACCAAGCUUACAUCACACAACACUGAACACAUCAAAGGGAAUCUCACUCGUGGGAAGAAUGGUCUCACAGAGACACAGACGCUGUUAGGGGGUCAGAUCAGGGAGGGGCUGCCUGGGGAACAGCAAGGUAAAGAUGGCGGAAUAAGGGUCAGGGACCUCGGGCAGCUCAGAAUCGAGAUUGAUGAGAGUGGUUAUGUAGAAGACGAUGGGGGUGAGGAUGGGGGUGAUAGGCUCAGCAAUUCCCUGAAAGGCAACUUCAGCCCUACCUCCCUGUGCGAGAAGAAUUUCAAACUAUACACAGAUUCCGAAAAUCAUUUCAAUUCUAGUGCGGUUAAUGACAAUCACAGUGCCAAAAGCGUGCCAGAUCACCUGUUUGUGGACCCACAUAUUGGCACUAGCAGUGCCCUACUAACUCCUCCAUCGGAAGAUGAGUUUACAUCCUCCAGCAAUCAGUUUGUGCCAUCCAAAGGUAAAGUCAAUGAUCAGUCGACCAAGUCAGAUGUGUCUGAUUUACAUAGUGAAGUUGCUGACCCAACAGGGACUGAUGAGGAAAGGGAACAGUUAUCCCCCUUGCCAUAUGAUAAGCCAGUAAAUAAGUCACCUGAACGAAGUGUGUGUCCACAAAAGUUGAAACUGAAGCUGAGUGAGAUAGCUUCACAAAGUAAAAGUGUGUCAUUAAAUUCUAGUUCACGGUCUUCACCAGAGUCUUUCUCCCAAGGUCAUAAAAGGACUGGGUCAGGAAGUGAUAGAAACAGUAUAUCUGGGAUCAGCUCGCCGGAACUGGAAUUGCUUAAUUCUGAACAUAGUGAGGGUCCUGUUGUAUAUGCAAGUACAUUCAACACAAUUGAGAAUGAAAUUCACGGUGUUGAAGAUGAGUUUGAUACCAUCAGUAAAGAAAUUCAAGCUUUAUCUAACAAAUACUCUACAUUACAAACUGACCCAGGACAAGAUAUUUUAAAAGAAAUUUUUCAAAGAUAUCCAUCCAUCCGUGUCAGACAAUUUGAGCAUGGAGUCUUCUAUGAUAACGACCCUUCACAAGACUCGCACAGUACUAGUGAGUCAAGAAGUCAGAGUGAGUCGAGAAACAAGAGUGAGUCAAGGGCGACCAGUGAGAUGGGUGAUGGUAGUAUAGACCUGUCAUGGGACGUUGAGAACAUGAUGGACCUGGUGUACACAGAGGGGUCUGACCAAGGGGCACCAAUCCCCACUGGGAACUGCAGCCUGCCCCCAGGAACAAAUGGCGGGAUAGGGACGACCUCCUUCAACACUAGCUCAAUCAACUGCAGCGUGGAAUUGGAUGGUAGCCUGUACGAGGAUGAGUUCCAUCUACACCUGGGAACAUCAACUCUCUCAAAAAUAGAGGAACAGCUCAGUGAGCCCCAGUCAUUGAAUGGAAGCUCCGACUUUAAUGCACAGCUCAAUGAUGCAACUAUAUGUGCACAAUCCAUGGACUCCACCACAAGUUUACAAACCAUAGACUCCAACACAAGUGUACAAAUGAUAGACUCCACCACAAGUUUGAAAACAGUUUGCAAUGAGUCCUUCCUGGAUGGUAGUGAGGUCCUUGAAGAGUAUAAUUACGAUCAACACCAUGUAACUGAGGCCCUGCAAGAGGCAGACAACAACAAGGCUGCCGUGAAUGAGGUUCAGAACAGGGAUGUUACCAGUGAGAGCAGUGACACAUUCAGUACCGCCCCUCUUGCCUCCCCCAUCAGUGACACCACUGCACUGUCUACACACACAAACAGCUUACCCUCGGCUAUGUGCACAACUGACUCCAAUGACUCCAAUGAUGGCCAAGAGGAGGUCACUGUUCCACAGCAAUCCCCAUCAUUGAAUAAUGUUGGAGAGCGAGUGGAGAUCAAGCAGUACGCAGACAGUGAGUGGCGCGGUGAUACGCAGAAGGCUAAUACCCUCAGACAGGCAUACCGAGCGAUCCCAGACCACUGCAAGUGUUGCUACUUGAGGCGUAUCAGGGGGGACAACUACUGUGGUGUUCGUGGCACACUCUUCCAGACUCUCACCAAUGCAUUACCUCCCCUGCACCUUUGGGCUUCCAAGGACUCGACACUACAGCAGCUCACCUCGGCCUACCACAACAAAUCAUCAGGGAUACGCAAAUGGACCUUUGCAAAACGAAUCUCAUACACAAAGGAAAACAAACUGCACAUUAUGCAAAACUGUUUGUCAACACUAUAUGCAAUGAUGGAGACCCUGGGGGAACAUUCCACAUACACAUCACGGGCACAGGAGUUGGUCACCUUGCUAAACUCUGACCCUGACCUUGACCUUCGCCUAAUGGAGGGGGCCAAACUGCUGAUGGCGCUCAGUGCCCUCCAACUCCAUGGCAACAUGGAGCAGGGGGACAACGUGCCUGUGUUCGCAUGGCUGCUGUUUGCGAGGGACAGCUCCCAGAAUGUGGCGGGCUUUGUGAGGAACCAUCUGAACCUGGUUGGACAAUCAGGAGGGCUCGAACAGGUGGAGAUGUGCCUGCUGGGAUACAGCCUGGGUGUGCGUAUCCGGGUGUUACGUCUUCACCAAUUCCACGAGGAGGACUUUGUGGCCUAUUUCCCAGAGGAUGGAACAGACUCCUGGCACUGCGUCACCCUGAUUGCUGAAGAUGACAGACAUUACAAUGUCCCAGUGCUGUGAUAUACUGACCAAAAUAUUUUUAAGUUGUGUGUAGAUUCCAAUUUAAAGCUGGCUGCAUAAUAGUUGUUUGUCACAAGCAAACCGACAGUGGCCAAGCACAUAGAAUAUACCAAUAUGGUCCAUUAAACACUCUGUGGAACUGGAAGCCAAACAACCUGACAGUGGCCAAGCACAUAGAAUAUAUGAGUAUGGUCCAUUAAACACUCUGUGGAACUGGAAGCCAAACAACUCAAGAAUGUGACAAUGUUUUAACAAGAUUGUCUUAGAAUAAUGAUGAUACCCCUACGUUUCCUAGUAAAGCAAUAUAAUAAGGUUUUAAUACUGCCCAAGGUAGGACCUUUUAAAAAGACAAUCCCCAGACUCCAUUUUUCAGAUCCUUGUUUUGCCAUUUUAGUCACAUGCAUGCUUUGCAGUUUGAUAGGACCACCUCUGAAGUUGUGUUUCCCCACAGGAGUUGGGUUUCAGAUGAAUCAGCUACUGGCUCCUGUGGUUUCUUUCGUAAUCUUCUCUCCAGUUGUGAGAGAAGGUGAAAUUUUAAGAUGACAUCAUUAUGUUUUGAACAGUCUUCAUUCUUAAGUUUUAACUUAUUGCAAAAUUGUGUAAGACACUGCCGUUUAAUUUGCUGCUUUUAUGAAUAUUUUUAAAUUUUUGCAUGCAAUAGAAGUUUUUUUAUGAUUGCGUAAUGGAUAAACUUAAAACUAAGAAAUUCAAUUAUUCCUAAUGGAUGGCAAGCUUAUCUUAAAUUAUAUGCUAUGAAAACAUGGCUCUGAAAGAACAAAGUAUCGUCUCUGUUUGCAUAAAGGUGUCCUUGAUCAUUUUCAGAUUGUGGUUCUAUCAUCUCUCGAAUAAUUCUUGCUACUUUUUCGAGUUUAAGUGUGAAACUUUUUGCUAGAUAUUUAAUGAUACUAACCAUGAAUUAACCAUGUAAAUGGAAAUCUGAAUGUUCAAAGAAACUCUUUUUCAUGUAUUUUACAACUUGAAAUGAAAAUACCACUGCUUAACAGCUGUUCAACUGUGAUAUUCAUUUUUAGUUAACACUUGUUUAUGAGUGCCGAGAAGGGGGACACAGAUACUGUGACAUCUCAUGUUUUAGCACAUACAGUCGAAACCAUUGGCUUGAUAUCCCAGGGACCAGCUGAAUACUUCAAGCCUCGCAAAUAUCAAGCCAAGUGCUUACAUAGAGUGAAAAAUAUGGUCCUUUUCAUCAAGUUCAAUGAGGAAAUGGAGCCAAGCUAUACUGAGCCAUCCGGUUUCGACUGUACAACCCUUUAUGGCAUGCUGUUCUAUUUCACAUUGUAUACUGUAGUCAGUGUAGUGUUUCGUGUUAAGUAGCAAGUAGUAGAUGGGCUUAGUUUAUUAGGUUUAACAUUCCUGACUUAGUUUUUGUUGAAGUUCCUGCUUUGUAAAUGCUGGUCAUUUAUUUAUUGAUAAUAUUGUGUUCACAAGUUCAGUUAUUCUGUACUGGAUUCAAAGGAAUAAUUCGUUCAAGCUUGAUGAAAAGAUGUGAAAUUAAAUAAUUUAUCCACCACAGAAUUGACCUUCUUUCAAUAAUCUGAUGCAUAAUACAAUGUAUUAAAAUACUACUUAAGGAUCUUUUCCUUCAUAAUUAGAUUAAACUACAUUGCCUUUUCCGGUGCUAUACCUUUGUACAUGUAUUUAUUAUAAUUAUUUUUAGUUUAUUUAUAGGUACUUGUAUAUUUUCUGUAUAAGUCAUAUCACUGUACCAGGUAUGAUUUAGUUAAGAAAUGAUCAUAGAGAGUUUGUCACUCUGUCACAGUGUGUUCAUUAUUACAGUUUUAUUGUAAUUGUGAGUCUACCAAUCCAUGCUGUUACCAUGUUCUUCACCAUUGAAAUAUGGGGUUAUAGGAUAUGAAGUUGUCUGUUAUGAAUAAAAAAAAAUGUGAUAGCAAUAAAAACAA
Messenger RNA from Mya arenaria, 5307 nucleotides. RefSeq names its product dentin sialophosphoprotein-like. Lineage: Eukaryota; Metazoa; Mollusca; Bivalvia; Myida; Myidae. The transcript has 10 exons. Bases 230 to 3388 code for a protein of 1052 amino acids. Gene Ontology annotation, biological process: protein linear deubiquitination. Gene Ontology annotation, cellular component: cytoplasm. Gene Ontology annotation, molecular function: cysteine-type deubiquitinase activity. The record is from RefSeq and is a predicted model, not a curated record.